Molecule: messenger RNA, 495 nt
Organism: Candidula unifasciata
Lineage: Eukaryota; Metazoa; Mollusca; Gastropoda; Stylommatophora; Geomitridae
Source: the annotation of a GenBank genome assembly
AUGACGUCACAAAACGAGCUGGUGAUUCCCACUGUUAGUGUCGCCGACUCCAGUAUUGGUGGCGCAGGGGAUGGGCGUGGCGGUGGUGGUUGUGGAGAGGAGGAUGAAGAUGCAGAGGAAGUCACGGAAACUAAGAUUAUUGGAGUUACUGAAACGGGCGUCAUUCGCAAGAGAAGCUUUAAGCGCAAGCUGACUAAAGAAGAGAUGUCGAAACGAACUUAUGGCGCCGACAAAGCUGAGUAUGCCAAAAUUGCGGAACGAGUUUUGAACGAAAAAAUGUUUAGCGGUGCUGUAGAGGGUCUUAGGGAGAGAUGGAAGAUGCUAACCUACAUGCAUACAGACUGUAUGGAUAUGGUCGACCAGUGGAUGGCCAGACGAGAGGAGCUGUUGCAGAAGAGACGUAGAAAAGACGUAGACAUUAUCGUAGCCUUGGUCGUUGCAUCGUUCGUGUUUAUUAUUGUUUGUUGGUGUAUUAAAACUUUUAUUUGGUGGUAA